Salvelinus sp. IW2-2015 is the source of this 555-nucleotide messenger RNA. NCBI's taxonomy places the organism in Eukaryota, Metazoa, Chordata, Actinopteri, Salmoniformes, Salmonidae. The record is from RefSeq and is a predicted model, not a curated record.
AUGGUCACAUUGAAUUACGUUACCCUCAUCUACGACAUGUACAUACCUACCUCAACUAAGCCGGUUGACCUGUACGGCGGCACCCCCUGUACGCGGCAACCUCCGUACCGGUGCACCCGUCCCUGCGGCACCCCCUGUACGGGCACCCCCUGCACGUCCGGCACUGUAGCGGCACCCCUCUGUAUGCCGGCGGCACCCCUGUACCGGCACCCUGUACGGCACCCCCUGUACCGGCCAACCUCCCCUGUACCGACCGGCACCCCGCCACCCUGUACGCGGCGACCCGUCGGACUCCCUGUACGCGACCCCCCUGGUAACAAGGCACCCCCCUGUACCGGCACCCCUGUCGGCACCCCUGUUACCUGGCACCCCUGUCGGCCACCCCCUGGUCCGGCACCUUCCUGUACUCGGACCCCCUGUAUCAGGCACCCCUGUAACGGCACCCCUGUACGGCUGCGGCACCCCUGUGUACCGCAGCCUGUAGCACCUCCUGUCGCCUGUAUCGGCACCGCCCCUGUACCGGCACCCCCCUCGUACCGGGGGCACCCCUGUUAA